GGAGGAGGCGGGGACGCGUGGUCUGGCUGCGGAGGUUGAGUCGGCGCUGCGUACUCUGGAGGUACUGCUGCUGGUGGUUCUCCGCUGAGCGCAGCAAGGCUACCGCUGAAGGAUAUGACUGACUGAACAGAGACCCCAAUCAAGGCACAGAAUUUUAGAACUGAAAAAGCUGGGGGUAUUAGAGACAUCUGCUUGUGAGGUGAAGGUGUAUACAAAAUCAUGGAGGAUCCAAAAACUUUGCCUAGUGUUGAAGAGUACUCCAAUACUGAGGUACAAAAAAACCAAGUAGUAACACUAGAAGAAUGGCAAGAAAAGUGGGUGAACCGUAACAUUUCAUUUCACGAAGAACAAGGAAAUCAGUUGUUAAAGAAGCAUUUGGAUACUUUUCUUAAAGGCGAGAAUAGACUAAGGGUGUUUUUUCCUCUUUGCGGAAAGGCUGUGGAGAUGAAAUGGCUUGCAGACCGAGGACACAGUGUAGUAGGUGUGGAAAUCAGUGAGCUUGGGAUACGAGAAUUUUUUACAGAGCAGAAUCUGUCUUACUCAGAAGAACCUAUCAUGGAAAUUCCUGGAGCCAAAGUAUUCAAGAGUUCUUCAAGGGAUAUUGCAUUGUACUGUUGCAGCCUUUAUGAUCUGCCCAAGGCAAAUGUUGGCAAAUUUGAUAGGAUUUGGGAUAGAGGAGCAUUUGUUGCUGUUAACCCAAGAGAUCGUAAACGCUAUGCAGAUAUAAUGAUGUCUCUAUUGGGAAAAAAGUGUCGCUACCUCUUGUCUGUUCUUCAUUAUGAUCCCACUAAACAUGCAGGCCCACCAUUUUAUGUCACAGAUGCUGAAAUUAAGAAAUUGUUUGGUUCAGUAUAUAACAUUCAUUGUCUCGAGGAGGUUGAUGCUUUUCAAGAAAAGCAUAGAAAGUGGGGAAUUGACUGCCUUAUUGAACGGUUAUAUCUAUUUACAGAAAAGUAAAUGAGACAUAAUGCAAGCAAAUAAUAUCAGCAUGUUUUUGAGCAGUUGAAAAUUAUGCUGUGUAAUAAAAGUAUAAGUGAUUUGAAAAAAAUGCCACAAAUAAUAUCACAGAUCUGUGCUCAAAAUGGAAUUAAUAUUUUAGAAAAUAAUAACUUUUUUAGAAAAAAAACACAUACUAAAGUAACUACCUUGGAAAAUUAGAGUAUGAUUGGGAGUGGAAGAUUAUGUUUUAUUACUGAUGACAAUUUUUUAUAAUUAGCAUUUACUGCUUGUUUAAUUAAAAACUGACCUGGGUUCAAGCUCCUUGCCACCACAUGGAAGAACCACAUAAAAGGAAAGCUUCAUGAGCAGUGGGGCAGUGUUCUGGUAUCUCUUGGUCUCUCACUCUUUAUAUGGAAACAACAAGAAAAAAACAAAAAACAAAACAACAACAACAAAAAUGAUUCCUCUAGAAACAGUUGACUUUUCCCAGUGGGAAAAUUUUUCUUUCUUUUUCUUCUAUUUUUAUUUGACAGAACAGUGAAAAAUUGUGAGGGAUAAGGAGAUAGAAAGGAAGAGAGAAAGCUAAGACACCUGAAGACCUGCUUCACACACUUGUGAAACAUACCCCCUGAAAGUGGGGAGCAGGGGCUCAAACCUGGGUUCUUGCAGAUGAUACAUGCACUUGACUGGGCUUGCCAUUGCCGGAUUCCCUGGAAAAUUUUCUUUAAAGAAAAUAAAUAAUGUGCAUAUAACCUGAAAUAUAAUAGAUACAGAAAAAUUUGUUUUCUCUAUAAGAGGAAGUGCAAUACUUUCAUAGGGCCCAAGGUACAAAAAAAAAAAAGUGGUCUAACGAGUUUAAUAAGAAUCUGAGGUUUAGCCUAUUAGAACACCAAAUUGCAUGCCUGAUUCCCCAGAGGUUGUGGGUUCAAUAUCUGGUGUAUAUUAUAAGAAGUUACAAAAGUGUGUACAUGUGCCCCUUCUCUGUCUCUAAUAAAAUAAGUAAUAAAUCUUUGUUAACAGAAAUUAUAUACAAUAUUAGCUUUUACUAUAAACCCUAUAUUGUUCUUAAGUCCUAUCCGCUUUUCACAUUUUUGCCUUUGUAUAAUUUUAUGUCUAAUGGGAUCAAGAAGUAGAUGUUAAAAUCAAUAAACCAACUUGUAUGGAACAAA
Messenger RNA from Erinaceus europaeus (western European hedgehog), 2108 nucleotides. It is a transcript of the gene TPMT, whose product is annotated as thiopurine S-methyltransferase. The coding region runs from base 220 to 957 and encodes 245 amino acids. Gene Ontology annotation, molecular function: thiopurine S-methyltransferase activity. The transcript has 10 exons. NCBI's taxonomy places the organism in Eukaryota, Metazoa, Chordata, Mammalia, Eulipotyphla, Erinaceidae. The record is from RefSeq and is a predicted model, not a curated record.